UACUCAAGCGCAUGUUUUUCAAUUAAAACCGGACAGUCGUACACGUAUAAGCACUAGUUUGAUCCACCAGCCAUCCCAAUGAAUAUGCAGCAGCAAUGGAAUUUGAAUUCAAGCUUAUGUAAAAGUAACAAUGAUGGUCGUAAAGCGCAGCAAUUGAUCUGUAAGUUAAAACUAGCAUCCACCAGUAUUAAAGAAGACCGAACACUUGAUUUACCCAAUGAAAUAUUGUUUCAAAUCGAAUCGAAGCAGUUCAUGUUUCACGAAAAAAAUUCAAGCAAGAUCUCAGAACGUGAUUUUACAUUUCGAUUGUGGGUUCCUAUUUUAAUAUGAUGUUGUUAUAUGAACAACAUGGUUCGUAUAAAGAUUCGCAAAACAGUAUUGGCAGGAACUUCAUUCGCAUCAUUAUUACAUAACGAGGGCUAUAACAAUAUUGUUGGAUUUAAAGUGGAUAUUAGAAUACUUAUUGACUACAAGGAUGAAGAGUUCGAUUUGCUUUGUGGAGAUGCUUGUGAUUAUGAUGCUGACAAAACUAAACUUUUGACUGAAGCAUCAAAGGUUAUGAGGGAAGGGAAGGAAAUCCAAAGGAAUUUGGCACAUAAUUUUUAUGACGAACAAGUUAUUGGCAAUGUUUGGAUAAUUCAAACUAAGGGAGCUAAAUGCACCUUCCCCACCAUCCAUCCUACGCCACAUCAUUACUUUGUCCGUGUCCAUCUAUUCAAUCUGCAUUUUCCCCUGCGCUAUGUUUUUACACAAUUCGAGUGAUUUCUUAAAAAUUUUAAAGAAUUUCAAGAGUAUGUGGUCCCUGCUAUUUAUAGUCUGCGCACAGCCAUUUACAGUGUGUGUUUCGAUUAAAAAUACAAUACGGGACAACAAACAAACAAAAAGAAGCAUGAGACUUAUAAAUAAGAAAAAAACCACUGUUACCAAGCCUCUUCAAAAAGUCGUUUGGGUUGACCCUUUUUGUAGCAAGGAAGAAGAAGACGAAGAAGAAGUUGAUGAUAAUAACGAUGGCAAUAACC
This is a messenger RNA of Mucor mucedo, 1019 nucleotides long. RefSeq lists its product as uncharacterized. The record is from RefSeq and is a predicted model, not a curated record. The transcript is spliced from 2 exons. Bases 340 to 762 code for a protein of 140 amino acids. NCBI's taxonomy places the organism in Eukaryota, Fungi, Mucoromycota, Mucoromycetes, Mucorales, Mucoraceae.